GUUGGGUGCGGGCAGCGAUUUGUAGACCCUGGUCCCGAGUCUCAUGCCCGGGUGUCGUGUCUAGCUGAAGAAUAUUUUACUUUAAAAGGAAAGAUGCUAUCUUCAAGUGAUAAAAAGUUAGAAAAACUGGAUCCAUUUUAUCAACCUUCAGUGGCCAAGCUGAAGACCAGUGCAGAAAUUAUAAGUGAAGCUCGGAAUGCGUUAAGAACCCUGAAAACCCAACGACCAUUUACACCUCAGGAAGACCAGAGGAAACUAUUUGGAUCUUCCUCAUCAAGAACACAAGAAAACAGACCUCCUUCCACCUUCAGCCUUCAUGCAUCCAGUUUUGAGUUACCUGACUCCAGGCCUAUCUCAAGUGCUCGUCUCAGUCCACUGGAGCUGAAACCAAAGGCUCCACCAUCUUACACCACAGAAGAGGACCUCUGCCUGCCUAAGCCCCCACUGGACCCUGCAAAGAUUCGAAAAAUAAGCAGUGCCCGGGCACGCUUGUUCCGGGCAGCCUCCCAGGGGGCUCUUCUGCCCGACAGAUCCCUUCCUCCAGCUGAGUCAAAGAAGAUAACACAAUACAAAGAAGCAGUUAUGAUGGGGAACUCUACGGUGAAAAUCAAUGGGAUUCAUUUAACAGAACCAAAUGCCACUGACCACUUAAAAAGUCACCCUGUCCAACUAACUUAUGAUGGAGGCUUCAGAGAAAUCAAAGGCCAAGAAGUGUUCAAAGAAGCACCACCUAUACCAUCUCAUCUCAGAAGAGGAGGGGAGCCAGGGAAGAGGCGCACAAGGGCGUCCUCAUGCCCCAGCAGCUCAGACCUGAGCAGGUUGGAAAUCAAAGCAGUCUCAAAAGCCAACUUGAAAGAAAAGGAUGCAGAAAUAGAAGUUGAUGAACUCUUUUGGAAUACAAGGGUUGUGCCGAUUUUGCAUGAAUUAGAAAAGGAAGAAGACAUUGGGACAGUGUGUGCUGCUUGUACACAGCUCCAUCAUGUUUUAGAGGAAGGAAACCUGCUUGGACACAAGUUUAAGAGAAGAAGUAUUCUGCUGAAGACAUUGUACAAACUAGUAGAUGUUGGCUCAGACUCACUCAGCCUUAAACUUGCCAAACUUAUCCUAGCACUUAAAGUGAGUAGAAAGAAUCUGCUUAAUAUCUGCAAGCUUAUAUUUAAAAUUAGUAGGAAUGAGAAGAACGAUUCUCUGUUUCACAAUGACAACAUUCUGGAAUCAUUAUUGGAGGUACUGAGAAGUGAAGACUUGCGAACUAACACUGAAGCCUUUUUAUACUGCAUGGGGACAAUCAAAUUCCUUUCUGGAAAUCCAAGAUUCCUUAAUGAAAUGAUCAGCAAAGGUGCUGUGGAAAUAUUGCUGAAUCUGAUCCAGCAAAUGAAUGAGCAUACUGCGCAAUGUGGCACAUGUGUGCCUAAUUUGGACCACUUGUUGGUUCAGAUCACUGCUACACUGAGAAACAUGGUCGAUUCGUCGCUAGUGAGAAGUAAGAUGCUCAGUGUCAGCGCCCUGCCCCAGCUCUGCAUGGUGCUUGGCCAGUACAUGGGAGACAAGGACGUGUGUACUAAUAUUGCCAGAAUAUUCAGCAAGCUAACUUCUUACCGUGACUGCUGCGCAGCCCUGGCCAGCUACUCCAGAUGUUAUGCCUUGUUUCUGACUCUAUUAAACACACACCAGAAGAAGCAGGAUUUAGUCAUUCGGAUUGUUUUUAUUCUUGGCAACCUGACAGCAAAAAAUAACCAGGCUCGGGAACACUUUUUCAAAGAGAAAGGGAGCAUCCAAACUCUGUUAUCAUUGUUCCAGAUGUUCUAUCAAUUGGAUUUGCAAUCCCCCAGGCCAGCGUGUGCUGGAGGUGGGCAGCCCCCCCCACAGGGGCCACCCUCGGAGGCUGAGGAUGUGCUCAUCAAGCUGACCCGCGUGCUUGCCAAUAUGGCCAUUCACCCUCGCAUUGGCCCCGGGCUAGCUGCCAACCAACAAGUCGUGGAACUGCUGCUGACUAUGCUGGAAUACAAGUCACUUGAUGACUGUGAGGAGCUGGUGAUCAAUACGACAGCAACGAUCAACAAUUUGUCCUUCUACCAAGUGAAGAAUUCCAUUAUCCACGACAAAAAGCUCUAUAUUGCUGAAUUGCUCUUAAAGCUUCUUGUGAGCAACAACAUGGACGGAAUCCUGGAGGCUGUGCGUGUGUUUGGAAAUCUCUCCCAGGACCAUGACGUCUGCAACUUUAUUGUGCAUAACAAUGUACACAAGUUCAUGAUCGCACUGCUGGACGCUAAGCAUCAGGACAUCUGCUUUUCUGCCUGUGGUGUUCUCCUAAAUCUCACCGUGGACAAGGACAAACGCGUCAUCCUGAAAGAAGGAGGUGGAAUUAAAAAGUUAGUGGACUGUUUAAGAGAUUUUGGUCCUAAUGAUUGGCAGCUGGCUUGCUUAGUUUGCAAGACUCUAUGGAAUUUCAGUGAGAACAUCACAAAUGCUUCCUCGUGUUUUGGAGAUGAAGAUACCAACACUCUCUUAGCCCUGUUGUCAUCAUUUUUAGAUGAAGAACUAGCACUGGAUGGCAGUUCUGAUCAGGACCUAAAAAACUAUCACAAAAUCCACUGGGAAACCGAAUUCAAACCUGUGGCAAAGCAGCUUCUACACCGAAUUCAGAGUCACCACACCUUCCUGGAGCCUCUACCUAUUCCUUCUUUUUAACACGAUGCAAAUCACCAGCAGAGCAGGAAAUCAGGUCUUCUUGGUUCUUAAGAAGUGGUAACAAACAUGAACAUUUUUUCAGUAUUAACAAAUAUUGAAAGUUUUUAAAGUACUGAUUUUAGUGAGUAACCUAAAUAUUUUAAAAGAAAUAAGCAUUUCCUCUUUUUAGGUAUUUUGGGAAAAUAAAUCCAUGUUGUAUUUUCUGCUAUGAGGAGUAUACGAUGAAAAUAUAUGCAUUUUUAAGUUAAAGACUUUUUAUUCUCUGAUAAAUUAGUGGUGGUCUUAAAAUCCUAAUUUAAAAGUUUUAGAAUUUAAGCAUGUACUAGUGUAUUAGUUACAUUAAGUAUGUAAGUAAAGACUUAGAUUUUAUUCAUGGGAAGAAUGGUAGGGAGGUGCCAUAUAUAUGUAACUAUUUUAACAACUGUACUAAUUCUUAGUACAUCUACAAAUAAAAUUUCUGACUAGGUACCAGUAGUUUUUUGGUCCUUAAGUUAGAAGAAAUACAUAGACAAACUCUGCUUUGGGUCAGCUAUUUUUAUUAAGUAUAAUAGAUGAAAGAGUAUUUUACUUUUGUUUUGAAAUAAAAUAACUGGACUCAGUCCUUUUAAUUCUUACUCUGUGUCUAUCAGAGAUGACAUCAGAAAAGAGUUUAAGCUUGGGUUUAUGGCAGACUUUCCCCUUGCUAGCUAUGUGGGCCUUAUGGAAAUAACUUAAUAUCUGGACUUUACACUUCAAAUGAGAACAUUAUCUAUUUUAUUACAGUGUAGUUUAGGGCAAAAUAUUAAAUACUUAGGUUGUCCAGUGUAUGAUUUGUAGUAGGUAUUCAGUAAAUAAUAAUAUUAUGAUGGCAAUUAGCCUGUCAUUCUUUGUGGGAUAUGUUUCCCUUCAAAUAAAGGACUUAAAAAGACAAAGAAAUUGAGAUUACUAUUUUUAUCCUAUACUAGUCCAAUGAAGAUUUAGAAAUAACAGCAUGCUUAGUUCUC
Molecule: messenger RNA, 3674 nt
Organism: Dipodomys spectabilis (banner-tailed kangaroo rat)
Lineage: Eukaryota; Metazoa; Chordata; Mammalia; Rodentia; Heteromyidae
Gene: Armc2
Product: armadillo repeat containing 2
Exons: 18
Coding region: 94-2691 (865 amino acids)
Biological process (GO): cilium organization; sperm axoneme assembly
Molecular function (GO): protein binding
Source: RefSeq, a predicted model, not a curated record